UUGCUUUGAUCUGUUCUAUCCCUGUACCCACCCUCUCCCUCACACUGUUCUGCGAUCCUUCGGACGAGCCAGUCUUCAGCAACAGUUUCUGAUGCCAGCAGGGCCAGCCUCCGAACAGCACCCACGACGCAACAAGAGGAUCGCCGAUCACCAACAGCGACAGCAACCUCCAGUUCCACAACCUCCACAGACCAGUACUCAGAUGGCGAACACGCCAUACAACGGAUCAUCAUCCGAGGGUUCGACAACUAGUAAUGUCGAACCCUUACCGGUCUAUCUGGUGCAAGGGUUGAAUGAGCCUCUCCCGGACUUCAUUCAGAGAAUGCAGAACUAUACAGCCGCACUCACCCAGGUCAAGGAACAGCAAGAGGCUGCCGCGGCCGAAAGACUACGGCUAGCAGAGGAAGCUGCAGCACAAACCCGGCGUCAAGCCGAGGCAGACCAGUUGGCGAUCGAUCAACUCAACGCCGGCAGCGCUGACCUUGUAAGUGCUAACCAAGCACAAUGGACAGCGGUGCUCAACGGGAUGCGUUAUGUCCCGGCACCCGGCAGCGAGCCAACGACAGUACAACAAGAGAGGCACGACCGGGCAGAUAUUCUACUCCAUACAAUGCGGGCCGUCAUUUGGAACAGCUCCAUGGGGGAGCUGCAUUCCCGGUCCACACUGCAGCUACAACACGAUCUGAGCGACAACGUGAAGAUACUUGCAGCAACUGUCAAGGUCGCGGACAACCAGUUGAAACAGCUGGAUGCACGCAUUGCUACCUUGGAGGCAAGGCCUCCCCAAGCAGCGCCAGGCUGCACACCAGAUAUGACAGACACAACGAAGCAGCUCAAUGGGCACAUCGAUCAUGUCCUCAAUCUCAUCGGCGACAUAGGUGUUUUCAAUGGGCCGGACACGAUCCGUAGCACGGUGGUCGCCAUCAAGACGGACAUCACCAAGCUGCAGAUGAAACCGGACCCCACUACGAAGAACUACAAGAUGCCGCACUUUGACAUCAGCAAGUUCGACGACCACAACAAGACGGACGCUUUGGCAUGGUGGCAACGUUUCCUCACGGAAGCAUCAUGCCGCACUGUCCCGGACGACUAUCUGAUGAAGGCGUUAUACUUACAGCUGAUUGGAGGAGCGCAGGCAUGGAUGAACCAUCUGGCGGCUACCCACACAUGCACCAUCGUCGAACUUCACACGCACAUCACGUGGAAGGAUUUCGAGAAGUUAUGGUUCACCCGGUUCAUGGUCCGCAACGUCGUGAAGGCGGUCAUGAACGAGGUGUACACCUGCUCUCAAGGAAAUUUACGCUCCUAUUUGCACACUACAGUACCAGCUCCGCUGACGGACGAUGGAGUAGCGGUUGUCGAUCUCCGCUCCUAUCUUGCGAAGAUUGGCCGCGAGUACGCCACCCAGAGGUACGCCGAAAUCGACGCUCCUUUGCUCUAUAUCUGCAUUCAAAUCGGAAAGGCAACCUGUAAUGCCUUGAUUGAUUGCGGAGCGUCUCGCAACUUUAUGAGCCAAGCCUUUAUGGCCCGCGCAGGUSUUGGCCCRCGCGUUCGAAGGAAGACGCAACCCACRCAAGUUACACUCGCGGACGGCCGCACGCAAAAGUCAAUUGACCGAUGCGUCGACAACGUUCCGAUAUACUUUGCGCCACUUGCGUGCGAGCCGGUGUCUUUUGACAUCCUCGACACCAAGUUCGACAUGAUUCUAGGCAUGUCUUGGUUGCGUAGCGUCGAUCAUUCGGUGAACUUCCAUGAUCGAACCGUUCACAUCCGUGAUCGGAACGGAGUGUUAGUCCCAUGUACGGUCGCGACCCCUCUCACUUCGAUUGCUUGUCAUGUGGUUUCCGUUGCGAGAAUUCACGACGCUAUAGCUCGGAAUGACGUCGAGGAGAUGGGCCUUGUAUUCUUGCAUGCUCUCCCCUCGCCGGACGGACCAGCCGCGUCACCGCCGGACCCACGCAUUUCUCACCUCUUGGACGAGUAUAGAGACGUCUUCGAGGCUCCCACCGGAACGGUUCCGGAUCGGCCAAUACGUCACGGGAUCACUCUCGAGGCUGGCGCCGUCCCUCCGCGUGGAUCUAUCUACCGCAUGAGCGAAGAGGAACUCGAGGUGCUUCGCGCACAACUCGAUGACCUUCUCGACAAGGGCUGGAUUCGCCCUAGUUGCUCGCCAUACGGUGCCCCUGUUUUCUUCGUCCGGAAGAAGAACAAAGAUCUACGGCUAUGCAUCGAUUAUCGAAAACUUAAUGCACAAACCGUAAAGAACGCCGACCCUCUCCCUCGGAUUGAUGAUCUUCUUGAGCGGUUAGGCGGCGCGACGUACUUCUCGAAGUUGGACUUGAAGUCAGGUUACCMCCAGAUUGAAAUCCAGCCUCAAGACCGGUACAAGACCACGUUCAAGACGCGGACGUUGGACGAGCACAUCGUACACCUUCGCGUUGUUCUGGAUCGUUUGCGACUAGCCAAGUACAAAGCGAAUCUCGACAAGUGCGAAUUCGCCAAGCAAGAGCUUGAGUACUUGGGUCAUUUUGUCACGUCGAAAGGCAUUCGUCCCUUAGCGGAUAAGAUCCAAGCCCUCGUGGAUUGGCCGGAGCCCCGUUGCACGAUGGAUGUACGCUCUUUCAUGGGUUUGGCUGGAUAUUAUCAGCGAUUCGUCGAGUCAUACUCGAAAGUGGCUGCUCCUUUGUCGAGACUUCAGUCCCCGAAGGUGCCCUUCGAGUUCGACGACGCAGCCCGUGGCGCAUUCACUACGUUGAAGGCAGCAAUGCAAGCCGCACCUGCCCUCCGUAUAUACGACCGCACCCUACCCACCCAAGUGACUACGGACGCUUCGGGAUACGGUAUUGGCGCGGUGUUGGAACAGUGUCACGAGGACGGUUGGCAUCCGGUCGAGUAUUUCUCCCAAAAGGUGCCUCUCGUAAACACUCUCGACGACGCUAGGAAGAAAGAGCUACUCACGUUCGUCACCGUUCUCAAACGGUGGCGCUACUUUCUUCUCGGACGUCGGCGUUUUAAAUGGAAUACAGACAACAAUCCGUUGACCUUUUACAAAACGCAGGAUACGGUCACUAGUACGAUCGGUCAAUGGAUGUAUUACAUCGACCAGUUUGACUUUGACCCGUGCCACAUUCCCGGUCCCGCCAAUCGAGCUGCGGACGCCCUCUCACGACGGCCCGACUUUUGUGCCAUUGUGACCACGACAUUCGACCUCGAGGACGAUCUGCAGCCGCAUUUCGUCAAAGGCUACAAGUCCGAUCCGACUUACUCUACGCUUUAUGCGGAGCUUUCAUCGGAUCACCCGCCGGCUGGCCACUAUCGGAUUUCCAAUGGGUUCCUUCUCCUCCACACGAGAGGAAAGGACUUGUUAGUCGUGCCCCAAGAUCGCAUCUUACGGACUCGUCUCCUCGGCGAAUUCCACGAUGCACGACUUUCGGUACACCUUGGCGUGAACCGCACAUUAGCGCGCCUUCGCCAGCGUUUUCACUGGCCCGACGUCCUUCAUGACGUCACGAGGUACAUUGAGUCAUGUGCAGUUUGCCACCGUAACAAGGGUCGAUCUCGAGUCCCCUUCGGCAAACUGAAACCGUUGCCGAUUCCUCGGGCACCGCGCCUCUCCAUUGCUAUGGACGUGACAGGCCCGUUCCCCCGCGAUCGCCACGGCCAUGACGGUAUUCUCACGGUCGUUGACCGUUUGAGCAAGUAUGCUCGCUUCCUUCCUUGCAAGUAUCAUGCUGCAGCGCCUGAGCUCGCACGACUCUUGCAGACCGGUUGGAUUACCAACCAGGGUGUUCCGGAAGACAUAGUGAGCGACCGAGAUACUCGCUUCAUGUCGGCCUUUUGGACUUCCCUCAUGACUGAGUCCGGUACAACAAUGAAGCCAAGCUCGGCUCGGCACCCGCAGACGGAUGGCCAAACGGAGCGAGCACACCAGACCGCUUAGAUGAUGUUGUGUACGCUCAUCCGUCCCGACCAGAAAGAUUGGGUUGACUGGCUUCCUGACAUCGAGUUCGCCUAUAACACUUCGGUGCACCCGGCGA
Molecule: messenger RNA, 4037 nt
Organism: Chara braunii
Lineage: Eukaryota; Viridiplantae; Streptophyta; Charophyceae; Charales; Characeae
Source: the annotation of a GenBank genome assembly